Messenger RNA from Psilocybe cubensis, 2490 nucleotides. RefSeq lists its product as uncharacterized. The transcript is spliced from 10 exons. Gene Ontology annotation, molecular function: translation initiation factor binding; translation initiation factor activity; guanyl-nucleotide exchange factor activity. Gene Ontology annotation, cellular component: eukaryotic translation initiation factor 2B complex. Bases 1 to 2490 code for a protein of 829 amino acids. Gene Ontology annotation, biological process: biosynthetic process. The record is from RefSeq and is a predicted model, not a curated record. NCBI's taxonomy places the organism in Eukaryota, Fungi, Basidiomycota, Agaricomycetes, Agaricales, Agrocybaceae.
AUGGCCGCAAAAUCUACGAAUUCAGGCAAAGAAAAGCUCAUUGACGAGGACGAGGAAGUUCUUCAGGCCGUCAUUCUAGCCGACAGUUUCAACAAGCGAUUCAGACCUCUUACGACACGGAAGCCUCGAUGCUUGCUCCCGAUCUGCAACGCGCCUCUACUCGAUUGGACGUUUGAAAGUCUAGCACUUGCGGGUGUUCAGGAGGUGUUUGUGAUAUGCCGAUCUCAUGCAGAGCUCGUAAAAAACGCGAUCAAGGAGUCAAAAUGGUCUAAACCGGGCUCAGGGAUGAAGAUCGUCCCGAUUAUGACUGCGAAGGAGACGUUCUCGCCGGGCGAUGCGAUGCGGGACAUUUACACGCGCGGGCUGGUCACGUCGGAUUUUGUGCUCGUCAUGGGCGACUUGGUGAGCAAUAUCCGGAUCGACGAGGUCGUGCGCGUGCACAAGGAGCGCAGGAAGACGAACAAGGACGCGAUCAUGACGAUGGUCGUGAAAGAGAGCGGCGUGAAUCAUCGGACGAGAGCAAAGGGAGAAUCAUCGGUGUUUGUUCUGGACCCUAAUACGUCAGAGUGCUUGCACUAUGAACAUCUGCAAGGGUAUCCUGCAAAGAAGGGCAUCAGUAUUCCACGCGAGAUCUUUGCAGAACAUCCAGAACUUGACAUCCGAAACGAUCUGAUUGACUGCUCUAUCGAUGUCUGUUCCGUCGAGGUCCCCUCUCUAUUCCAGGACAACUUUGAUUACCUGGAUAUCCGUCGAGACUUUGUGCAUGGCAUCCUGACGUCUGACAUCCUCAUGAAAAAUAUAUACUGCUACGUUGCUGAGGAAGGCUACGCGGCUCGUGUGCAGGACACACGCAGCUAUGCAUCCAUCAGCAAAGACAUUUUGUCAAGAUGGACGUUCCCACUGGUACCAGAUGACAACCAUCCAGGUGGACAUAUCUACGAACACACGCGUGGCAAUCGUUACAUCGCAAAGGAUAACACCGUAGUCCUUGCACGAACAUGCAACAUUGGCACCAACACGCUUAUCGGCUCGUCAACUACUGUUUCUGAUAACGCGUCCGUUAUAGCCUCCGUUAUAGGGCAGAACUGCUCCAUUGGAGCCGGUUCUACGAUACGCAACUCGUACAUCUUUGAGAACGCGGUGAUUGGUGAGAACUGCCAUGUCGAGCAGAGUAUUAUAGGCGCUGGCGUGCAGAUCAAGGAUGGCUCACGCGUCCCAAAGGGAUGUCUGAUCGCCGAUGGGGUCAUCGUUGGCCCGAAUGCAACCCUGCAACCCUUUGAAAGGCUGUCGACAAAGAGAGACGAGAAUGACAGCAAUGCGGACGACGACAGCGACGACUCUGACGUGGAAGAAGUUGAAGCUAGUCAAGAUUCAAUAGACAAAUCGGCACUGGGAAAAGAUUCGAACGCCGUUGUCUGGCCUAGAGCACCACCUGAUGAAGAGGAUGAGGUGGAAGGACCAGAAAACUAUGAGAACCAGCGGUUCAUGAGACUCGGCGAUACAGCAUCCGAUGUAGAGGUAGAGGUCUCUGAUGAUGGCUCGUCGUCGGACGACGAGGAAAGUUCGUCGUCUGAUGAUGACGACGGGGACUUCCAUGAGCGUUCGUCCGUGUCGGGCAUGUCUGAUGCGUCGGGCGUGGAGAUGCCUGCCAUGGGCCUGGGCGACGCGGCUGGGCUGAUGGCGGACGCCGAGUUCCGCACGGAGGUAAACCAGAGCUUGGAGCGCGCGUUCGCGGAGGGCCACUCGGUCGACAACGCGGCGGUCGAACUCAAGACGCUGCGCAUGGCGAGCAAUGUGCCGCUGAGCCGUGUCAAAGAGGCCGUCGUCGCGGCGAUCGUGGAGAAGAUUCCGGUGGUGGAUGGAGAUCCUGCCGCGCAGCGCAGGGAGAUCGCGAGUGUUGUUGGCCGAUGGGGAGACUUGAUUAACAGGAUUGGAGGUGUUGAUCCCGUUGAGACUGUUAGCAUCCUUCAGGCUCAUUGCGCGACGUCGACACGGAUGUCGCUCUUUGGACAAAUUCUCGCGGCGCUGUACCAGGAAGACAUUGUGGAAGAAGACCACAUUCGCGCAUGGCAUCGUCUCGCAGCAUCAAAGGGAACCGACCUCAAAGAUGGAGCAGAAAGCGAAAAUUUCCAAAAAUGCUGGAUGAUUGGAUCACAUAUGAUUCAACAGUUUGACGCGCAGGAAAGCGAAUCAGAAGAUGAAACAGAAUCAGAAGACGACAAUGCGGACAAUGGAAGGACGCCAGCUACUCCCAAGGCCUCAUCUGUGAUCCCAGCUGCUCUUGCUGCGAGGGGUGCGACAGCAUCAGAGGAUAGCACAGAGAGCGGAGAUGAGUCGACGAGUACGGAAGGAGUGGACGGCGGAGAAAGCGAGUCUGCGAGCGAGGAUGUGAGUGCGAGCGAAAAUUCAAGUAGGCCGGUCAGUGCGACUACAAGCGAGGACGAGACAACGGAAAGCGAGAGCGAAGACGAUGUGGUACUCGUACAUUGA